AUGGCAUCUGUAGCGUCACAACCAGCUGCAGAUGUUUCUGAACCAACCACAGAUGUUUCUGUGGUGACAUGUGGACUAGAAUGGACAAUUGGGGGUAUGGAGGGAAGCGGGCAGUCCACACGCGAUCGCCACCUAUUCGGUGGGGGGUUCGGUACACCGGAUCAGAGCGAAAUGGACGAAGCUGUUCCUGCUUUGGCUACCGGCCAAGCUUCAACUGAUGCCGUGACGAAGCAGCCUGUGAAUGUGUACAUAUGGGACAUGGAUGAGACACUCAUUUUGCUCAAGUCACUUCUGGAUGGCUCAUAUGCUGGGGCUUUUGACGGCCUCAAGGAUCGUGAGAAAAGUACUGAAAUAGGGAAGCGAUGGGAGAACCUCAUUCUUGAACUUUGUGAUGAGCACUUCUUUUAUGAGGAGAUUGAGAACUACAAUGAACCCUAUCUCAAUGCUUUGAAUGAAUAUGAUGAUGGGAGAGACUUGACCUCAUAUGAUUUUGAGGCUGACUGUUUUAGUUCUCCCUAUGAUGAUGCGAACAAAAAGAAGCUUGCUUAUAGGCAUCGUGCUAUUGGAGAGAAAUAUGCAAAGGGCUUGGAAAAGAUUCUGGACCAACAUAUGGUCAAAGUCUGCAAUGAUCAGUACAGUUUGACUGACAAAUAUACCGAUGGCUGGCUGUCUUCAGCUCAUAAGUUAUUGGAAGAAGCAUUGGGCAAAUCAGCAUCAGCACCUACUGCCAACUCUUCAAGCAUCAAUUGCAUAGUUACAUCAGGGUCACUGAUUCCAAGCCUUGCCAAAUGUUUGCUGUAUCACCUGGAUGAUGUGGUCUCGUCUGAGAAUGUUUACAGCUCAUGGGAAGUGGGGAAGCUGCAGUGCUUCAAAUGGAUCGAGGAGCGCUUCGAUGGUCCAAAUGUCCGCUUCUGUGCAAUCGGUGACGGGCACGAAGAGUGCACUGCUGCACAUGUCAUGAAAUGGCCAUUCAUCAAGAUUGAGUUCCGCCCUGAAGCCCAUCACAGGUUCCCUGGCCUAGACAUGCCCACAGUGCAGACCUACAUGGAUGUGAUAUACGAGUCAUCAAGCAAAGAUGGUUGA
Messenger RNA from Miscanthus lutarioriparius, 1083 nucleotides. The record is from the annotation of a GenBank genome assembly. NCBI's taxonomy places the organism in Eukaryota, Viridiplantae, Streptophyta, Magnoliopsida, Poales, Poaceae.